AUGCCCAUCCUACCCACCUCAAUCGAGGGCUUCUCGCCUCACUUGAACUUGAGUCCCGAACGAGCCAUCGAGGAUGGACAGUGGAAACCACAGUUAGCCCAGAGGACACACGCUCGACAUGGAAUGUCGUCUUUUCCAUGGAUGGCUCCUUUCCUGCCCACUUUGUUCACUGGGCGGACAAAUAGCGAUACAAAUACGAAUGAAAAGCAACGACAGCGUACCAGGCCGACCGCAUACCUAGAUGGAUUGCGAGGGUUUGCGGCUCUCGUGGUCUACUGGGGACAUCAUCAACUUUGGGCCCACGAUGGCGCAGGAGCUGGAAUGGCCUUCGAGCUAGCCUACGGUUACGACAACAAGUACUAUUUCGCAUGCCUUCCUGGUGUUCGAACAAUCUUCGCCGGGGGUCAUUUUGCCGUCAGCGUCUUCUUCGUGCUAUCUGGGUAUGUUCUCUCAAUGAAGCCACUGGGAUGCAUCCAGGAUGGCGACUACGCUGAACUAGGUAAAAAUCUUUCCUCUGCGGUAUUCCGCCGAUGGUUUCGUCUCUAUAUACCCGUCAUUUGCACAACAUUUUGCUACAUGACGUUUUUGCAUUUCUUUAAAAUUCGCACUAUCCCAGAGCUUCAAGGAAGCUACCUCUCGGAGCUAUGGAACUGGUACGCCGAAUUCAAGAAUUUCAGCUUCGUUCUGCGAACAGGCGGGGAGCCUUGGUUCACGUACAAUUUCCAUGCUUGGUCUAUACCCGUCGAAUAUCGAGGCUCUCUGGCUGUUUACACCGCCGCGAUCGCUUUUGCAAGGUUUCGCCGCAACGCCCGGCUGAUCGGCGAAGUCGCAUUGGUGGUAUACUUUUUGUACAUUGCGGAUGGGGCGCACUUUGCCAUGUUUAUUGCUGGCAUGCUUCUGAGAGAUCUCGAUCUCCUCGCCAUGCGCAAUGACUUGCCCGCCUUUUUUCACAGACUGGAGCCCUUCAAGUCAGCCAUUAUGACUUUACUCUUCUAUGCCAGCCUCUACCUCGGCGGGGUCCCAUCGCAUACAGAUAACUUGCAACAGCUACGUGACUCACCCGGGUGGUAUCUCUUAUCAUUCCUCAAGCCACAGGCAGUGUUCGACUACAAGUGGUUCUACCUGUUCUGGGCCGCUGUCUUCCUUGUCUCGUGCACAUCUCACCUUCAGUGGCUCAAGGCAUUUUUUGCAGCCCCGUUCAACCAGUACUUGGGCCGCAUUUCAUUUGCCUUCUAUCUAGUCCACGGACCGGUUCUGUGGAUUUUGGGAGACAGGCUCUACGCUGCAGUGGGAUUCGUGCACGAUUCACAUGCCCAAAAUUGUCCCUGGUGGAUUAAUCGUUUGCCCCUGCCUACCCUUGGUCCUUUUGGGCUUGAGGUCAACUUUCUCAUCCCACAGCUGGUUCUGUUGCCCUUGACCCUCUGGCUUGCAGAGGUCACGACUAGACUAGUUGAUGAGCCUGCUGUAAGGCUCUCUCAACGGAUGUAUCAAGAGGCGCUGGUCGACAAAACUUGA
Messenger RNA from Aspergillus fischeri NRRL 181, 1515 nucleotides. RefSeq names its product acyltransferase family protein. The transcript has a single exon. Gene Ontology annotation, molecular function: acyltransferase activity, transferring groups other than amino-acyl groups. The coding region runs from base 1 to 1515 and encodes 504 amino acids. NCBI's taxonomy places the organism in Eukaryota, Fungi, Ascomycota, Eurotiomycetes, Eurotiales, Aspergillaceae. Gene Ontology annotation, biological process: polysaccharide biosynthetic process. Gene Ontology annotation, cellular component: membrane. The record is from RefSeq and is a predicted model, not a curated record.